This is a messenger RNA of Oncorhynchus keta (chum salmon), 2557 nucleotides long. RefSeq names its product glycoprotein A33 (transmembrane), paralog a (gene gpa33a). Gene Ontology annotation, cellular component: plasma membrane. Lineage: Eukaryota; Metazoa; Chordata; Actinopteri; Salmoniformes; Salmonidae. The record is from RefSeq and is a predicted model, not a curated record. Bases 29 to 1282 code for a protein of 417 amino acids. The transcript has 6 exons.
UCUGUCUCUCUCUGUCCCAGUCGUGUCCAUGACUGUAGCUUUAGAGGUGUCCAUCCCUCAGCGGACCUAUGAGUUCGCCAGGGGAGACAACAUCACUAUACCAUGCAGCUUCAAACCCAAGAACCCAGUCAACGAUCUGGUCAUCAUAUCCUGGUUGGCUGAAGCAGACAAACCCGGAGAGCCAGAGGUGUCCGUCCUUACCUCCUACUCUACUGGUGUCCUGGACAUCAGUGACAGGUAUGAAGGAAGAGCUUCCCUGGAGCAGGACCUAGCUAAAGGAGUAGCCAACCUGAAGCUCUCCUCCAUCGGUCUCCAGGACAACCGACUAUUCGACUGUCGGGUCGCCAUCCCCAAGGAUGACAAGGGUCAGCUGGCUGACACCACCCGUCUGGUGGUCCUGGUGGCUCCCUCUGUGCCUGUCUGUAAGAUCGAUGGGAAGGCAGAGUACUUCCAGGACAUCAGUCUCACCUGUCAGUCUGAAGAGGGCUCUCCUCUUCCUACCUACAAGUGGCAGGGCUACGACGUCAGAAACAUGCCCCGAGCACCUGCACCCAAGACAACAGACAAGGAUGGUGUUCUGUCUCUCUUCAACCUCACCAUGGAAUCCUCAGGAUACUACGUCUGUACCUCCACUAAUAAGAUCCGCAGUGCCAAAUGCAACCUGACGCUGUCCGUCAUGCCACAGUCUAUGGCCCUGGGUUCAACAGCGGGUAUCAUUGGUGGCGUUGUGGUUGGUGUUCUGGUGCUGCUCAUCAUCCUCAUCUACUGCUGCUGCUGCAGAAAGAAGGACAAAGCAGAGGAGUACGCUAUGGGGGUUCCAGAGGGGGAGGAGUUCCACGACGACAAACCCGUGGUGAACGGCGAGGUUCGCCAGACGCGCAGCAAGGAAGGCGACGAUGAAGACCACCCACCUAAGAUUGUGGACCGUCGCGACCAGUACAAGGAACGCAGUGAGAAGGACUACGAUGACCGCCGCAGCGACUACGAUGACCGCCGUAGCGACUACGAUGACCACCGCGAGCACCACGAUGACCGCCGCAGCGACUACGAUGACCGCCGUAGCAACUACGAUGACCGCCGCGAGCACCACGAUGACCGCAGGGACCAGGACGACCGCUACUCUGACCACCGUGACCGGUACGACCGUGAUCGUGUCUACGAUGAACGCAGUGACGGCGGACGGUACAGUGAUCGUUAUGAUGAGCCCUACGAUGAUCGUGACAGACCUCCCAGUGUACCGGCCAAUAAACCUGCUAAGCCUUCUAAAAAUAGAAUAGAUUAGAACCACUUAAUGUUUACCGCAACUUGUGUUUGGAAUGGUUGAAAAUAUAAUGAAUAUUAUAAACAUAGUAGCUGCUGUAGGUCAGGCUUCACAAAGGGCCUAGCUGCCAGGCUGAACUCGGUCACAUCAAUAACAGGACGACAGUAACACAACAAAAGGCUGUAGAUCAGGGAUCAUCAAAUAGAUUCAGCCGCCGGAUGGUGUUUGUCCUUCAGCAGAAGUUCAGGGGACCGGAACAUAAUUAUAAAUCAUUUGUAGACGGCAAAUUGACUGCAAGAAAGCCCAAACGGAUGUAAUAUUUGACAAAUGUAUAAUAAUUUAGAACCUUGCUUACAUUUGUAUACCCUCACAUAUAAAGGCCUUCAAUGUGGAGUACAGCCUAUGAUUGAAGGAAGGGCGGCCUCAAUUCAGUUCAGUAGUCAGGAAGCCAAUUGGAAUGCUGAUUCAAAGAUUUGAAAAGUGCCAUCUAGUAUUUUCAAUUAGGAUUUUUUUUAUUCUUGAAUCUGAAUUUUAAUUUGCUUUCUGUUACAAACUGCCAUUGCCUGUUGAUAUAUGUGUAUGAAUUCUCAGUGCAUCUUAUUGGAUAAUGCAUUUUCCCUCCUGCCUUUAUUGUCUACUGUUGGUGUGACAGAAGAGCUUCUCACGUCAGUCUCAGGUCUUUGGCUGUUUGAGAAACACAAGCUUUGUGGUGACGGUUUGUUUGUUAUUAUCAACUGUAGAUUGUAGAUACCCUCUAAUAAAUAAAGUUAACCUUUUUUAAUAGUUGUUUUCAUGACUUAGACGCACUGUGUUUUGUCCAUUUUAUUUAGCGUCAUGAUGCAGUGGAGUGUCAGGUGUCUCAGGUGAGUCUUCACUAACAUAUUCAAACCAUGACUUGUUUUUGGAGUGAGUGAGUCAAUCAGGCCUUUUUGAAAGAGAACCUAGAGACCCAUUUUAAGAACAGAGAGAAACAAGUUUCACUCUGUGGCAUGUGCCUAGUCGUUUCACUUCCUCAUUAUAGCCUGAGGCCAGACAACAGACUCACUGAACUAGAAGUGGCUUCAUUGUGUUCAGACCUAUUAAAUGGGUCUGUCUGAGUGAGGGGUUUUUAUCUAAGGAAGGGAAGAUAUUCACGCCUUUUAAUCUUUGACAAAAAUGUGUAACUUUUGUUUUGUUUUUAUGCUUUUGAAAUGUACAGGGACAAUUUAACUAGUUAAAACAUCAAAUGGUUGAAGUUUUGGUUAGAUGUGAUGGUACAAUUUAUAAACUGUAAAUAAAAGUGUAUCAUGUUUCUAA